Molecule: messenger RNA, 2112 nt
Organism: Melampsora larici-populina 98AG31
Lineage: Eukaryota; Fungi; Basidiomycota; Pucciniomycetes; Pucciniales; Melampsoraceae
Exons: 8
Coding region: 1-2112 (703 amino acids)
Biological process (GO): vesicle-mediated transport; intracellular protein transport
Cellular component (GO): fungal-type vacuole; CORVET complex
Source: RefSeq, a predicted model, not a curated record
AUGAACCCAUCAACCAACUCACCAUUGAUCAUCUCAACUCAAGCUCAACAAUCUCAUUUAACUAAUCUCGAUUUAUCUGUCUUGAGAACUUAUGCUGCUAGAUCUUUAACCGAUCAACUCGAUGCUAUCAUCGGUCCUAAAACUAUCAUCAUCGAUCCUAGUCUUGCUGGUCCAUUAGGAUUAGUAACCGAAGUUAGUAAUCUAAAAGAACAUGGUGUAGAUAAACUGUUUUGGCUUGAACCUGGUCCUUUGGGUAAUGCUGGAUCAUUGAAGAAUGUAGUGUGGGUCUGUAAACCUACUAUCAAAGCUAUGAAAGUCAUUGCCGAACAGAUUCUAUCAAUCCCAUCUGGCGCAUCACACACCUUUACAAUCUUUAUGGCUCCUAGAGCUAUUCAGAUUUGUAGAAACGCUUUAACUGAAGCUAAUGUGAUUGGUAGUGUUGAUAUUCGAGAUUUCGAUCUUGGUUUUGUGGCUCUAGAAAAAGAUUUAUUAAGUUUAGAAGAAGAUUUUGGUGGUUAUAGUCAAAUCUUUGCUGAUGGAGAUUUGAAUCCUAUUUUCAAUAUGGCAAAGGCUGUGAUGACUAUUCAACGGGCUUUUGGUUUGAUUCCUAGGUUGAUUGGAAAAGGUGUAGCUGCCAGGAAACUUACCAAUUUACUACACCGACUCAGAUCCGAAUACGUCAUGGAUCCUGGUCAUGGUACCACUAUUCCCAAGUUGACGGUUGGGUCGAUUGAUACGAUGAUCAUUAUUGAUAGACAGAUUGAUAUGGCUACUCCUAUGUGCACACAACUCACUUAUGAGGGUCUACUGGACGAGGUAUUUGGUAUUGAACAUGCUCAUAUCGAAGUCUCACCAGAGCUCUUAGCGCCUUCGACUCCAAUCGCUGGCAACACUGCUCACUCAAUCCCAUCCUCAUCUACCUCUCAAACCUUUCCUCCUACAAAACGAAAAAAACAUCUAUUGUCUUCGACUUCGGACCCACUGUUUCCUGAAUUACGUGAUCGAAAUUUCGCCCUUGUCGGCACUACUUUGAAUCGGAUUGCCAAACGUAUAAAUGCUGAUUACGAGCGUAGGAAUGAAGCUAGAACAGUGAAACAGAUCAGGGACUUUGUUGGUAGAUUGGCUGGCUUACAAAAUGAACAUCAAGCUUUAAGGUUACACACUGGACUGAGUGAACAGAUCAUGACCACAACCACGAGUGAUGAGUUCAACGUCACACUGGAAAUCCAACAAAAUCUGGUAGCAGGGUUAGACCUUUCAGGACAAGAAAAAGCUAUUAGUCAACUUAUUGAUCAAGAAGCUCCACUCCAUACGAUUCUUAGAUUGCUUUGUCUGUAUUCUAUUGUAUCAGGUGGAAUUAAACCUAAAAUAUUAGAAGGUUUCAAACGAGAUAUUCUUCAGGCAUAUGGUUACCAUCAUUUAAACCUACUGAUCAAACUAUCUUCACUAAACUUACUUUCAUCACCGCCCACAAGUGCAUCAACCAACAAAACCUUUUCAUCAAGCAUAGUAACCUCUGCAACCAACUCGAUGAUGACCGGAAUGAUUGGAGGCAAAUCACCAUUUUCGAAUGCCAGAAAACCGAUGAAAUUGAUCAUAGAUGAUAUAGAUGAACAUGAUCCAAGUGAUAUUAGUUAUGCUUAUUCAGGUUAUGCUCCUUUGAGUGUAAGGAUCAUUCAAUCAGUUCUUUCUUCUAAUUUUCAAACUACAAGUGAUCUUAAUGGUUGGAAAGGUUCAGUUGAAGAAGUUUUGAAAGGAUUUGGGGGUGAAAUGUUUGAUGAAUAUCAAAUUGGUUCUAAUGGAGAAACAAUUGAUGGUAAUCAAAAACAAUUAACUGGUUCAAAUGAUUUACAUUCAUCUGCUAUCACACCUAAAACUUGUAUUGUAUGUUUUUUAGGAGGAGUAACUUAUUCUGAGAUAUCUGCAUUAAGGUUUGCAUUUGAAGAGUUUAAUGAAAAGAAGUAUAAAAAGAAAUCUAGGAUGAAUGAACAAGGAGGAAUGGGGAUUGGGAUGGGAAAUGAAAGUGGUAGGAAAUUGAUUGUGCUGACGACUGGGAUCAUUAAUGGGAAUUCGGUUUUGAAUUCGUUGAUGCCUUUUGAUACUAGAGUUUGA